AUGGCAGUGCAGCACAAGAGCUUGGGCGGGCGAGGUGCGUCCACGGACCAGCUCUGGGAACUGCUCGAGGACAAGACUGCUGCUGCCGGUGGGGUGAUCUGCAUUUCGUCACUGCCGUUAGACUUGCGGACCCUCGACCCUUCCCUCGGUCUCCCCGCGAUCGUACCGCCGUCCCGUCACCCGUCUUCCAUCUCGCGGCCUCACUCGUUGAUUUCACUCUCUUCAUACUACACACAAGACGCUCCUUUGCCUGUUGACCAGCAUUACUUCUCACAAUUUACUCUGCCUGAGGCGGCCGCCGCCAUCAUGCCAGGCCCGCUGAGGGAGCGCGAUCCCAACGCGUACGCGUCGAGACGCUCAUCCAUUCAGUUCCUCGACAAUUUCCGACCCAAGUCGUAUCUCUCUCACCAGCGUCUCCCGGAGAAUGACCUUGUCUCCACCGACGAGUCCGAGGAGAACACGGCCCCGCACUUUAUGACCAGUACUACUGCUUCCGCUUCACGCAGCGUCACCCCGCCGGCCCAAGCGCCCACUCACCCCAAGCCCCGCCGCACCCCAACGCCUCACUCGCUCCUUACCUUGGCCGCCUUCGGCUCCAGGCAACCAGGCACCGAGCACGUGGGUGAGGUUGCCACCUCAGUGAAAGACACCAACGAUACCCUCACUACUUCUUCGGAGCGCUCGUCACAGGUCGCUUGCUCCGAUACUGCAGUCGAGAAACCACUGCCGAGUCGUCCCGUCGCUCAUGUUGUGAGCACCAGUCCUUACAGCGAGGGACGCACGCUCAUCGACGCAUCGGAAAGGCCUCUUCGCCGUUCGCCCGGCACGCCCGACGAAGAGGAUUGGCCAACUCUGUCCCCUGCUCAGUCCGAGACAUCAGAAAUCCUUCGGAUUUCCUUUCAAUCCCCCGCACCGACUCGCACACCCAUGGAUUCUGCACCCAACCACAGAGAAGAUCUCAGCGCCUCCCUCUCUGAGAUCCUUCAACCCAGGACCGGUGCCUUCUACUGGUCGGCCGGCCUCACCACCCAACUCAAAGAGCAACUCGGACAGCCACACUACUACUUCCUCUCUUCCUCAGCCAAAGCCCAGGCUCCGGCGCUAUUCCUCGUCCGCGCGGCGUCGCUCGCCCCAGUGGUGCUGUACAAGCCAGCAACACACGCCAAAAACUUCACCAGCCACACUCGGAUCACCCUCGCGGAUAUCCUCGCAUGGAAAUUCCAAAGUCAACCUCCCCUGAGCUUCGCUCAGCGCAAGAAAAGUGCGAUACCUGUCCCUUCCCGAACCACGUCUCCGCAAUUGAUCCCCGCCGGUCCUGCUGUCUUCACUCUGAAGGCCAAAGUAUCCACGCCUUCGUCCUUGGGUGGCAAGUCAUUGUCCACGAUUGAGAGCGCCGACACUGGUAGGAUCGAACAGGACAUAGAAACCAGUACCGUCAUGAGACCUGGUCCGCAGCGUCGACCUACUCUCAGCAAGACUUUCAGAGAGUUUAAGCAUCUCAGUGCUGAUACUGAUGCUGACCCCACGACUAUAUCUGCGCAGACUGACACCACGGUGUCACGGCCUUCGAGCCGGACGGAGAGCUUACUUUGGGUGGAGACGGAGGACAGUGAGGGAAUUCAUGCCGACGAACUGAUCAUGGGACGCAAGUCAACGCCAUCGCCUCCUGUUCAUCCAGUCAGUGUCGCGUCUGCUAGGUCAUCGGGCCACAAGUCUCGCGACCUGCACCGCAGGGCCGUCACUAAUGAGCACCGUAAGGCCUCUGGUCAAGGCGAUGUGAGCGGCGGGAUGCGUGCUAAAUUAAAGAACGCAGCUCCCGUGAAGACACCUCGUCGUCAGGACAGCGCAGAUUCAAUCCAGGCUGAGGAUUUCACGGUCAGACCUGCAAUCCAGCAGGAACACUGCAGUUCUGAUUCUCUUCCGCGCCUCUACACUCGCCACAACUGUGCAAGCCAAGGUGCGGAGAGCAUCCCAGAUGACAAAGAGAGGCUUGCUGCAGUGUCCCAAACUCUGGCUAUGCUCGAGGGCGGCCACAGGAACGGCGCCGAAAAUCCCCAGUUCAAGCAAGAUGCUGCACUCGCUAGGGCCUAUAUGAAUAAAGCUCAGAAGUCACCCAGCAGCGCAUGUUCGAGCGACGUCUUUGCGAGCAGUCAGGCUCAUCGCAGCAGUGGCGGCUUGGUUCGUUCCGACUCUGGUCAUAGCACCGCUAGCAGCAAGCGUACUACCAACCUCUCUCGGGGCGCGAUGAACAUGAAGCGCUCAUCGUCAGUUGUUUCUAUAGCCUCGUCGCGUCCACCGGUCCCAGCCAAAGACUAUAGGUCUGCCUCAAAGGUUCCGCCCAAAAACCCCUCAAUCGAGAAGCGCAGUUCUGUCGGGCAGGUUGGUACGACUAGCUUACGGAGCCCUUACGGUCUUGCAAAUGGUUACAGCGCAACUCCAUCAAACAUUCCUCAACCAUCCAAUGGAUGUGGCUCAUCUGCACGUCUUAGCUCGAGACAGGCCAUGACAGAUACAUCGCGGUCCGUUUCUGGGGAGAAGCGAUCCAUGUCCAAGGCUAAGCUUACCAUGUCUGGUUUCCGCGGUUUCUUCCACAAGAGAAAUGAUAACAAAUUCUUGAACAAGGCGGGAGAUAAGAAGAAGCGCUCCAACACGAAGGUCACAUCGACUGGGAGCCCAAUGCCAGAGUUGGGAAAACGGUCUGGACACCGAGUCACAAAGACAUCUUCUUGUCGACGCAGCCCUGGCCGCGCAGGAACUCUGACCAAGGCUUGCCACAAGCACCCUGCUGAGUUCGUAGCUGCGUCGCCACCACCCGAGACAACGCAGAAUUCCGAUAUCACCCAGACUACUGCCUUGGCCAUGCACAUCACGACAAUGGCCCGAGAACAAGAGGAUGACUCGAAGAAGCAUCAGUUGCUCUCUGUUGCAACUGCUAUGCUUGGUGCCAUCGACAGUGCAAAGCACGCAAAGAUCGCGGCUGAACAAGCUGCACAGGCUGCUCGCGAGGCGAGUAUGCACCAAGAGAUGACCCGGCAGAGCCUCAUCGCUAUCAACAAGAUCCUCACCAACUCGCCCGGAAUCAUGGGCACCCUUUCACGUUCCCGUACCAGCCUACGCCAGAGGAGUUCACGCCCCUCCACAGUAAUGACUUCUAGCCAUGGGGAUGCUCGCUAG
Molecule: messenger RNA, 3174 nt
Organism: Lasiodiplodia theobromae
Lineage: Eukaryota; Fungi; Ascomycota; Dothideomycetes; Botryosphaeriales; Botryosphaeriaceae
Product: Proteophosphoglycan 5
Exons: 6
Coding region: 1-3174 (1057 amino acids)
Source: RefSeq, a predicted model, not a curated record